This is a messenger RNA of Carassius gibelio (silver crucian carp), 1045 nucleotides long. RefSeq lists its product as uncharacterized. The record is from RefSeq and is a predicted model, not a curated record. The transcript is spliced from 3 exons. Bases 5 to 1045 code for a protein of 346 amino acids. Lineage: Eukaryota; Metazoa; Chordata; Actinopteri; Cypriniformes; Cyprinidae.
UCACAUGAUGACCCACCACAAGAGAAAGAGCUAUAACUGCACUCAGUCUGGCUGCCACAAAACCUAUGAUGACAAAAACUCCCUAAAACAGCACUGUGCCUCUCGACACGGAGUCCACCUCAUGUCUUCAUCCUCCUCCAACCUCUCUUCCAACUAUGACCUGCUGGCCUCAGCGUGGGAGCCAACUGUUAAUCUAACUGCAUCCGACUACCCCUUUACCUCUCAACCCAAGCCUGUUUCAGCUCAUGUGCUAAAGAAUCCCAGUCAUUCUGGAAAACUCUUUGGUUCUUAUGACACAGGAGAUCUUGGGAUGGGGCACCAUGCAGAAGAUGCCCAUCCCUCUCAGGUUCAAAAUUCAACAUGUCAAGAAAGCUGGACUUUAGAGUCUGCCAAUGACUGUUAUAAGGUAAAAGAAAGCAAGAAAAUGCUUAACUCCACCCAGUGGACUCUGGGUACUGAAAAAAAUCCAGUGGUUUCACGGAACCCAUUUGAUGUCCACGGUUUAGAAACCGGUUUCGAUUUUCCUGAACCUUACCCAGAAGAAUUGAAAGAGAUGCUGUCAUUACAGCCUAACAGAGAGGCACCUACCACCAGCAUGAGUUGCCCUGUGAGGCAGCGAGCUUCAGUUUCCCCCAAACAGCAUUGUCCCAUACUGCUGAAACACAGUCUGAAGGAGCCCAGACCUCCGAGCAAGUUAAAGCGUCGUCGCACAUUUUCCAGUUUCAGUUAUCCUGCUGAACCAAGGAGUGAUUCUGACUGUAAUCUUGACGAUCCUGUACUUGAUUCUCCUCCUGCAACAUUGACCAACAGUAGGAAGAGGAAGUCCUGCUCUAAGGAUGUCCUGUCUGAUGUUCCAACUCCUCCACUGCCUGUUCCUCUGCCCACUUGUCAUAAACGUUCACGACCACGCUCUUCCUACCUUGUCUCACCAAGUCAAGUGGCACUUGCAUCCUUCAGCACUUACCUUGGAAAACAGUUUUUACAAAAGGAGGCCGUUUUAAAAUCAACAGGAGAGGAACCGAAGGCUGGUUGCAGUUCUGUCUAA